ACUCGCGCCAAGUUUGGUAUCGUGUUUAGUAGGAUAGAGUCGAGUGUGGUGACUGGCACUCUCGGAAGUGAGUAGAUAGUCUCAGAAAACUAAUCAGCUGUGUCUACUGAAUAGAAGUGCUCAAUAUGGAGUCUCCCGUCAUAUCGAUCAGUCCGAGACACUACAUCCAUGUGCUGAACUUAAAUACGCAUGUCACCACCCUGAUUGCUGGACCGAAAACCUACGUUUGCCAGAGAGAUGAAAAGGUUGUUUUGGGGCCACAAGAGCUGACUGUCGUUCCGGCGAUGAUGUACUGCAUUAUUCUUAAUCCUGUGAUAAAGAAUAAGGAUGGCGUUCCAGUUGUUGACGAAUUUGGACAAGUUAAGGUUAAGAUGGGUGAUGAAGAGUACCGCUUCUCUCAAGAUCCGUUUCCUUUAUAUCCGGGUGAAGCACUUAAAGAUACUAUAAAACCACUCCCUAUUGUACUUCCGAACUCAGCACUCAGGCUGAGAGCCGUUUCGGAUUUCGAAGAUGGGAAUAUUAAACGCAUAGCUGGAGAGGAAUGGCUGUUUGAAGGCCCAGGUACUUAUUAUCCUAGAAAGGAAGUAGACAUCGUGAAAUGUGAAAAGGCGAGAGUAAUCCUUGUUAAUUCUGCUCUUGUGAUUGAAGCGACAAAAGACUGUGUUGACCGUAGUGGUGUUUCUCGUGUUUUUGGCGAGCGUUGGCUGGUUGCGACUCCAGGUGCAUAUCUGCCUGGUGUCUAUGAAGAGAUUGUUGAAGAGCGCAAAGCUAUUACGUUAACGGAAAGGCGAGCUAUAUGCGUCAAGGCUAUCAAAUCGCAUGUUGACAAGUUUACAAAAUAUCGUAAGGCUGGUGAAGAAUGGUUAAUCACUCAUGAAGAUGCAGAAUAUCAUAUUUGUGGUGCACUUGAAGAGUUUGUGAGGGAAGUUGAAGUGACUGUACUGCAUGCCCAUCAGUAUUGUGUUAUAGUGAACCCCUGGGAUGCAAAUGGGGUACAUCAGCUAGGUAGAAAGUUGCUUGUACGUGGUGAGAAGUCGUUCUUCUUAAGACCAGGUGAAUACUUGGAAAAUGAUGUUGAAGAUGCAUAUGUUUUACAAAGUGAUGAGGGUCUAAUUCUGCGAGCAAGAGAACAGUUUGUGGAUGAGAUUUGUGAAGAUGUUCAGUCAGAUGAAGAUUCCGUGAUGAAAAAGAAAGUGAUUCGUCGUGCUGGUGAUCGAUGGAUGUUACGUGGACCUAUUGAGUAUGUACCUCCUGUUGAGGUGGAGGUGGUAACUCGUCGAAAUAUCAUUCCUCUUGAUUGCAAUGAGGGUAUCUAUGUUCGUAAUACACAGACAGGACAGGUUCGAGCUGUUAUUGGUCAAGCCUACAUGUUGAACCAAGAUGAGGAGUUGUGGGAAAAGAAACUUCCGACUGAGGUUGUCCAGUUGUUGGAAAGAAAUAUGGACCCAUUUGCGGAUCGUGGAGUUCGGUCCAUGCAGGACUCAUGUGAAUGUCUUGAUCCAACUCGUGUAGUUACUUUCCGUGUUCCACACAAUGCUGCGGCCCAAGUCUACAAUUACAAGAAUAAAAGGGCGAGAGUUGAGUUUGGACCAAAUUUAGUUAUGUUGGAUCCAGAUGAACAGUUUACUCGUCUGAGUUUGAGUGGUGGGAAACCGAAGAAACCGAACGUGAUUAAAAGUCUUUGUUUAUUGUUAGGCCCAGAUUUCUGUACAGAUGUUGUGAUUGUUGAGACGGCGGAUCAUGCUCGCUUGUCUUUACAACUGUCAUACAACUGGAUGUUUGAUGUGUCUUCAUCGUGCAGUGAGGCAGAUGCUGCUAAAUUAUUCUCAGUACCAGAUUUCAUUGGUGAUGCGUGUAAAGCUAUUGCAUCUCGUGUUCGUGGGACUGUUGCAUCUGUUCACUUUGAUGAUUUUCAUAAGAAUUCGUCACGGAUAAUUCGUGCAUCCGUUUUUGGAUUGGAUGAAGCGGGAAAGAUUCGAGAUCGAUUUGUUUUCCCACAAAACAACCUGCAUAUUACAAGUGUUGAUGUCCAGUCUGUAGAGCCAGUAGACCAACGAACUCGAGAUUCAUUGCAGAAAUCAGUUCAACUCGCCAUUGAGAUAACGACGAAUUCUCAAGAAGCAGCUGCUCGGUAAGGAAGUCCUGCCUACUUUGCAUAUUGAUGAAAAUUAGUCUAGAAGGUCUCAUGAAAGCCAGGGAAAGAAGUUGGAUAGUGUGUAAGAGAUUCAUAUUACGUGACGGGUUUUGAUAAUUGUUUGGUAUUCCCCGAGCUUUGCUGUUUGUUCUUCGAGGUUUCAUCACCAGGUGACCAGUUGACCUCCUCAGCAUUUACUGCAUCCAUGCUUCUAUAAAAGGUAAAGACUGAUGCAGCUGACUAGUCUGGUGCUGAAAUGUCCAGGAGCAAAGCUUAAAGCUCGGAGAACAUCAAACAGUUUUCAACUGCGAAUCUUCUCUACUCUCUCGUAAUGGCUUUGUUUCAGCUACAAGGAGACCGUGUGUAGUACAGAAUAAAUUACUAUAGAGUAGCAUACUUAGUUUGUUGCGUGAGAAGAGCACAAAUAGAAUUGAGAUUUAGUGAAAGCUGAGGUUCAGAAUGACAAACUGCCUUCAUGGUUGUGUGAUUAUCUAUUGAAGUGAGUUGGCUUUGGUGAUUGUGUUCUCAUGCCAAAUGCUUUGAGUAACCAGUUUCCAAAUCUACAAUGCCUGCAUGGCAAGGUAGUUCGAAAGACAUAACAGGUUGUGGCGUGUAAAUGUGUAUGCCAACCGGGUACUAUUGUCAUGGUGGAAACGUGUACUUUUGAGCUGGAACAAACCUGUAUCCGCACAUGUUUUGUUCAGCUACUGGAUGUCGUGUUGUUUGUUUGUGGGUUGGUGUAGGAGGAAUGUUGUAUUGCGUACAGUGGGCAGUUAUUGAUGAUGUCAGUCGAAAUGGAAUCUAGAAUUCUAGUGAGCAUUCAAUUUAUAUCUUAUGUUUACCGUCAGCAUUGGUGUCCACUGGUCACCGACCAUGGAAACAUUAUCAGCAUCAGUUAAUAUUGUGUGUAUGUAUGUAUGUAUGUGAUGAUAUUGCAUUGCAGUCAUGAAGCCGAAAGAAUUGAACAAGAAUCGAAAGGUCGAUUGGAAAGGCAGAGGAUUGAAGAUGAGACGGCUGCUGAAGAAUCUCGACGCAAAUUGCUUGAAGUUCGAGUGCAACUAGCUGCCAUCGAAAGCAGUAGCCAAGCGAAGCAGAAGCAGAGAGUCGAGCUGAGGCGAACCGUAUUUCGAGUCAAGCUGCUGUAGAAGAAGCUAAACUUCGUGCUGAAGCUUUGUCUAUUGAAACGGUGAGGAGAUAAGUUUAUAAAUAUUUGCUUGCAUACAGUGUUGUUUGAUAGAUAACCUUAACGUGUAUAAAUUGAAUGACAAACUUUCAGCUGUGAAUUCUCAUUUUUCAAGAACUGUUUACUACUUUCUCGGUUUGUGGUCAUAGAUAGUUAGCAGUUAUGCAGAGGUGAUGAAUGAAGGUGGAGUAGAACUUGAUUUUGAAAAGUAUUUGAACUAGCUUGUGAAGCACCUGAUAAUUGUGGUGUGCCUGUUAGAUGGACGCAUGUCAAUGAAGGGUGAACUAUGGGUUUCAUUGAUGUGGUGUGUUGCAUCAUAGGUCUGAGCAGUGGUAUUCUAGAAGAUGUGCUACAAAAAAGCCUACAAGUAAUUGACUACUCAUGCUUUUGUAACACAUUGUAAAUGUAGUUCGACUGUGAAGUGUGAUUUGGUGUGAAACUGUGGAUGAGUAUGAGGAUGAUUAGGUGGAAUCCUAGCUGCACAAUGUAUUUUAAUGUAUAUCACAUGGGUAUGCUUGUGAAAUUGAAGUAGACAGGAUGAUGAGUAGAAGAAGGUGGGAUGGUAGUUUUGUUGUUUAAGAAGUAAGUGCAAGCUGUCUGUGUACCCAUCACAUAAUAGGCGUUUCUGACCCAUCUUGUCUUAUCGGAUUUGCACUCAUUUUGAUGAUGAGUUGAUGUAGGUGUGAAUGAAGUUGGGAGCAGUUGGACGAUAUGUUAAAUGCAAGGAGACCAUUUUUGCGAUUGGUUGAUAGAAGUAUUUACUCAGUAGACUUGAUAUUUUGCAUAAAAGACAAUUGAAGUGUUUUCAUGCACUACACUACACUGCACUGCAGUGUACUGGAUUGUAUUACCUACCGUAUUGAUGAUAAACUUUCUGAUUUCCACUUAUUUCUUGUUUUCAGAAUGCAGAGUUAGAAAGGCUGAAGCUAGCUCGAGCUGCUGAAAUCGCUUAUAUGAAGGAAAAGAAUGAGGUGGCUUUGAAGUAUAAGGCUGAUGAGAUGGAAAUUGAGAAGUCACGUUUUGUUACGAUGAUCAAUGCGAUAGGCACAGAUACCCUACGUGCGAUGGCAACUGCGGAAUCAGACCAUAAUUUGCGCAUGUUGAGCGCUUUAGGUCUACAGAGUACAUUGAUUACCGAUGGUACGACACCAGUGAAUUUAUUGAGCACUGCUCAUGGUCUUAUCGGUUCGGUUUUUGAAAAUCAUCCGUAAGCUAGCUAAAGAUGCAAGUGGUGGUGGUGGUGGUGGUGUUGGUGUUGGUGAUGACAAUGAAAAGGGCAAAUGAGUUGAUAGUGUUUGGAAGCAAACUUCUCAUUAUUGUUCUAUUCUUUUAAUUAGGAAUAUAUUUGAUCAUUCGCCAUGUGAUUCACUCAGUUGCUUUUGCUGUCUUUUGUUUUGGCAAACAAUCCAAUAUUUUCAUUUUUUGUAAUGUUUUAUGAUACUUCCUGUGAUCGACUGUGCAUCCUAGUGCAUAUAGGUUUUUAUCUAAUCUAUACAGUUUGUUCUCCUUUGUGAUACAUAUGUAUAUCCGCGUCUUUCAUAAAUCUGUUGUUUUU
Heterobilharzia americana is the source of this 4872-nucleotide messenger RNA. Lineage: Eukaryota; Metazoa; Platyhelminthes; Trematoda; Strigeidida; Schistosomatidae. The record is from the annotation of a GenBank genome assembly.